Messenger RNA from Doryrhamphus excisus (bluestripe pipefish), 2435 nucleotides. RefSeq lists its product as uncharacterized. The record is from RefSeq and is a predicted model, not a curated record. Lineage: Eukaryota; Metazoa; Chordata; Actinopteri; Syngnathiformes; Syngnathidae.
UCAAUGCGAUGUUUGUCCGCUGAGUGGCGCUAGACCAGCGACCAACACAACAUUGGUCACGUGACUUGCCAUGGUUUGCCCCGUCAUGGCUGCCGACAGACGCAUAGCUUAACUCUUUUUGACACAAAAACAUCAACCGAAGCCCUAUAAACAACACAUUGAGCCACUGGGACAACCUAAAGAAGCCAACAUGUCGGAGCGACGCCGUGCUUUGCCGUCGUGGAUGUCAAAACAUGACGAGGGAGUUAAUAAGAAGCAGCCCUUGAAGACCACCAGGAAGAAGAAAGCCACACGGUUUGUUUUGUACUGUAUGAACGAAAAAGAGAUGGUGGAAGCUGCUGUCGCCUAUCUGGGACACCAAAAUGUGACUCACCUAUCCGGCCAGCAGAUUGAAGACAAAAUGGAGGAUGCAGCCGGUAAGAAGCGUGGGAAAACGGCUUCCUUGUUGAAAAGGCGAGUGAAGCCAGUCACAGAGGCUGUAGAGGACGCCUGUGAAGAUGUGUCCUGUACGUCAGAGACAGACCUGGACAUCACCAAGAUGGAGACAUUGCCUUACGCCACAAGCACACAGGAGCAGGAAGAACGUGAGGGUCAGAUGUCACCAGCAGCAGUCGGUUGUCUCUGGAAGGAUGGACAGCAGAGGGAGAAGGAGCAUUUGACUGAUAGUAAAGACAAGGACGACGCCAUGUGUCUUGUUCGAGAAAUUUUUUUCUCUUGAUAAUGGACGCUGUAACUUGUAUUGUUCUAAAAGUUGUCUAUGUAUCUUUUUCUGAUUAAGAAUGAUCCUGUUAUUUACCCUCUAUUGGAAAUGUAUUUUAUCCACUGUUUACAUGCAGCAUACCCCACAUAAAUACACACAAAAUGUGAAAUUCCACGUUGAGGGGCAUCUCUCCACAAAAAUGUCUGUUUUGGUGUGUCGUAGGUUUUGAACUGAUUCACUUAUAGCCUUAACUGUAUCAUAUUAUUUUAUUUGUAGUUUGCAGUGAUUAAACCUGCACUUCUAAGUAAAAUAAGCCAAACAAUAGUGUCAUCCCAGUAUGAUACAAAGCAGAGCGAGGUGAAGCGAGGUGUAUGCAAAGACCGAACCUUCGUGAACUCAGCACUCGUCAUCAAACGAUAUCAGUCAGCUGAUCGGCAUUUACUUCUGGUGAAUGAACUUCAGUAACAGUUUUAAUCAAAAUUAAAACUAAUAUUUACACGAACACCUUCUGACUUGGGUAAAUAGAAGAUUCGACAAGACUUAAGUCCUUGGGAGCGCGCGUUAGGAAGAGGGAGGCCCGCCCCUGAGGAGGGUGCGCUUUUUGUUUUUGGACUCACACGCGCGACAGAGGGAGUCCGUGUCUUCACCAUCGUCGGGCUGCAAGCGUCCUUCAAGAUUCAUCAUGGGAAACAAGUUUAUCCGGAAGCGAGAGUCUCCAGUCGGCAGUGUUGGUCCAGUCCAGAAGCCAGCGGAGGACCAAAAGACGACACAAAUGGGAGCUUCUGAUGUGACGCCAGCUCAGGAGACGAUGCCAGCAGAGAAACUGGAUGUGGUGGUUGGGAAGGAAGUAGCAGAGGAGCCAUGUCUGUCUGAUGAAAAGUGUGUCUCCAAGCUAGAAGCAACCCCAGAACCGUAUUCUGAACCCAAUCCAGAGGCGUGUGUUGUUGAUCCGGCACCAGUCACAGAGGGAAAGAAUGAUCUAUCAUCAGUGUCUUCAUCCCCUUCCAUUGAGCUGAACACCCCGGAUGGCACUCCCAAUCCAUACCAAACUCCCACAGAGGUCCUAGUGAACAACGGAUCUCAAGACGAUGCAGCAGCUACUUUGGAACCGGAAAAGCCUGAAGAGGAACCAGAGCCAGCUGUAGAUCCAGUCGAGGUUGUGGGUGCAGGGGAUAUGAAGCAGCGAGAGGAAAGCAUCGGUGAAUCCCUGAAGAAGUUGUCUCUGAACGCAGGAGCCGAGCUAGACCUCAUUGAUGACACUCCCAUAGACACAAGCAGCAACACCAUUCCGGUUAUGUGAACCCCUUUGUUUGGUUCUUUCCUCUUUUUCCUCAUUUCGGAGUUGCCACAGCUGAAGAUCUGCAUACUGAUUUUUACCUUAUUGGCCUUAAUCCUCAAGGACACUAAUAUUGUUGUUGGUUUUAUGUCACUACAAAGGUAAAUCACUUCAACUUGUGUUUUCUAUGCUGGUAUUGGGGAGUGCAAAUUUGGAUAGAAAAGAGAUGGGCAAUGUAACCAAGUCACCAUAUUUUCCAUAAAGACACUGUAAGGUCUUGUGGAUUUCCAAUCGAAAUAAAAGUAUUAUUCACUCUAUGUGCUUUUGUGGCAAAGGAUGUCCAUGAUGAGAGGAAAGUGCGUGUGGAUGACUACAAUGUGCAUGGCUGAGCGUGAAGAUUGCACAUGUGGAAAUGAAAUUCCAGCGCAGAUCAUGUAAGAGGCAGUGCCUUCUCACAGU